UAAGAAAAUGAUUACAUUGGGCUUCGGACAGUUUGGUGGGAACUGGAAAGCAAGUGAAGAUGGCCAAUAAUAGGUCGUGUUUCUUCACAACUUAUUUUUGUCAUUUGUCACACUUAUCAGUUUCGUUGGCCAUUCUUCUUCCUUGAAGCCGAUCUUUUGACGUACCGUCGUCGAUGAAAGAUCGCCGAUUAUUAUUAUAAAGCUGGUAUACAGCAAGACCACAUUUACUCUGCAUUUUUAUCCGUUUUUUUAUUCUUGCAUAAAAAAAUCGAAGUCCUCUACUCCUCUUCUGUUUUUCGCAUUUUGGAUUUUGGUCCUGCUCCUCCUUUCUGACUCCGCAGAGCUCUCUCUCUCUCUCUCUCUCUGUCUCUGUCUCUCUCUCUCUCUCUCUCUCUCUCUGUUUCUGUCUGCACUAGAGAGCAAAAAAGAAAAAAAAACCCUAGCGAGCUCGCUUCCAUGGAGGAUUUUUCACGUUCUCUGCACAGGAGUCAAGCCUCUGUAACUCUCUCGAAGAAAGUUUCCAAUGGAAAUGGCUUCACUGCUAAUACUGUCUACGAUGACGUCUUUGGUGGUCCGCCCAAGUUUGGAGUUCCGACUUUCACGUCUCGGAUAGAAGACUACAGCGAGAUUUUCGGCAGUUUUCAUUCUUCUCGUGGUUCUUCGAUUCCGAUUCUAGAUCUUCCUGUUGUCGACGGAGGUGAUAUCUCCUUCGAUGUUCGAAGCUCAAAGUUCGAUUACUCGGAAAUUUUUGGCGGGUUCGAUUUUGUAGCUUUCGCUGAUUCUUACGAGGAACUGUUUAUGGAGCCAAAAGGAGACGAGAGUUCCUCUGAGGAGGUCUGGACACCGGCUGAAACAGGGUCUCCUUCAGAAGGGUCAAAUGGAGAUAUUUCUUGUUCAGAAAACAAUGAAGUUUUGUCAAAUGGAACCUUUAAUCACUCAUUUAAUUGUGUGAAGCAGUUAGAUGUUUCAUUUCAUAAAGCUAAUCAGAAAAACGAAGAUGGGACAAGUGGGACAGCAGACACAACCCAACUCCCAGAUGUUCCUGGGUUUACAUAUGUAGUUGAUGAAAGUGCCCAUUUGCAUGGAUCUGACAGUGAGAAACCACCAUCCCGGGCAAGUGAUGAUCUCAGUUUCAACUUGGAUGUCAGUGCAGGAAUACUGGAAAGAAAAAGUUUGAGGAAAACCAUGUCACAGCCCACUACAUAUAGUAUUGAACCAAUGACGUGUCUGAAUGACUUCAAACCUCAACAAGGAUCUGGCAGGAACAGGUCUAAUCCUAAUGAGGUGUUUUUAACUGUCUCUGAAAUCAACCUUAGGACACAGCCCUCCCACGUACCACCACCAUCAAGACCACCACCUAAAUUGGCUAACAAGAUGCCACCCAACCUUAAAACUUCUGAAAAUUGUGAUCUUGAAGGCGCUGCUGGCAACAGCUCACUACAUUUCUUUAAUGUAGAGGAAGAAGUGAGUUCAGCAGCUGCAGCCUCUGCAGCUGCUAUGAAAGAAGCAAUGGAGAAAGCUCAAGCACGACUAAAAAGUGCAAAAGAAUCAAUGGAGAGAAAAAGGGAUGGUCUUCAAGGGCGGAUGAAGCUGGGGUUGAAAGAUGACUUAAAGAAUAAAGAAAAGAGAGAAGGUAAAGCUGCUCAUGAGGCCCACAUAUUCAAAGAAGAGAAAACUCAGAAAAAAUAUGAAAGAGAACAUGGUGGGAUUAAAGGAGUUUCUAGGGAGGAAGGGCAAAAAGUCAUGAGGGCCACCAAGGUAGCUCCUGAUCUAGGAGAGAAGGGGAAAGUAAAUCUACCUAAAGAAUCUAUAGAGCAAAAGUACAUGAAGGAAUCAAGAUCAAUUCCAGGAUCUAGCAAUCAGAAAGAUGGAACAGGUAGAUGGAAAGAAGAGAAACAAUUCUAUGAAUUUGUAACAACAGAUAACUUGAGAUUAGCUUCUGAAGCAGAUUGGGGAGCUCAAGAACAGGGGCAAAGUAAUAGGAAGAUGAAAACAGCUAAGGAGGUAUGCAGACAGGAUGACCAUGAGAAGCAACUAAAGGAGGCUCAAAAGAUUUGUGAAUGGGAAGGAAAUGAGAAGGAACAUAAAGAGGUUCUUGAGCAGGAAAGAAGUGAAAAAAACCUAAAAGAAAUUCUUGAGAAGGAAGGAUGCGAGAAGAACCAAAAACAAGUUCAUGUGCAGGAAGAACUUGAGAGGACGAUAAAAGAAGCUUGUGAGAUGGAAGAAAAUGAGAAAAGACUGAAAGAGGCUCAUGGACAAGAAGAAAAUAAGAAGAAACAGUAUGAGGCUCGUGAGAGGGAAGAAAACGAAAGGAGAUUGAUAGAGGCUUGUGAGAAGGAGGAUCUUGAGAAUAGAUUGAAAGAGGCUUGGGAGAGAGAGGAAAAUGAGAGGAGAUUGAAAGAGGCUAAAGAGAGAGAAGAAAAUAAAAAGAAAUUGGAGGAGGCUCGUGAGAGGGAAGAAAAUGAAAAGAAAUUGGAGGAGGCUUUUGAGAGGGAAGAAAAUGAGAGGAGAGUAAGAGAGACUCUUAAGAGAGAAGAGAAUGAAAAGAGGUUGAGAGAGGCUCAUGAAAGAGAUGAAAAGGAAAGGAAAAUGCAAGAGGCUCAUCAAAGAGAAGAAAAGGAGAUGAUGAGCUUGAAAGAUGCCUGUGGAAGUGAAGAAAAUGAGAAGAAAAUGGAAGAGGCUCAUAGGAGGGAGGAAAAUGAAAGGACAGUGAAAGGGGCUUGUAGGGGGGAAGAAAAUGAGAGGAAAUUGGAAGAAACCUUUGAAAGGGAAGAACAAGAGAGAAGAUUGAAAGAGGCUCUUGAGAAGGAAGAAAAUGAGAGGAGAUUGAAAGAGGCUCUUGAGGAGGAAGAAAAUGAGAGGAAAUUGAAAGAAGCUUGUGAGAGGGAAGAAAAUGAGAGGAAAAUGGAGGAAGCCUGUGAAUGGGAAGAAAGAGAGAGGGGAUUGAAAGAGGCUCUUGAGAGGGAAGAAAACGAGAAGAGAUUGAAAGAGAGUCAUGAGAGGGAAGACAAUGAAAGGAGAUUAAAAGAGGCUUUUGAAAGGGAAAAAAGUGAAAGGAGAUUGAAAGAGACUUGUGAACAGGAAGAAAUUGAAAAGAGACCGAAAGAGGCUCGUAACAAGGUAGAAAAUGAAAAGAGACGGAGAGAGGGUUGUGUGCUGGAUGAAGAUGAAAAGAGGCAGAAGGAAUCUUCUGAGCAAGUAGAAAAUGAAAGAAGACAAAAUAAUUCUUGCGAGUGGGAAGAAAAUGAGAAGAAACUAAAAGCUGGUGAGAAAGCUCAUAAACACAAGGAGAUGAAUCAGAAGGCAGUGAGUGGGAUUUCUAAUCCUGAUGGCAUAGAAACAAAUUUAGAGGCAACCCAAGAAACCUGCAGAUAUGAAAUGAGUAGGAAGUUGGAAGCAGAUAAAGAGGAAGUCAUAAAAGAUUCAGCUAGAGAUGCUUGCGGACAUGAAAAGAAGGGGAAGGAAUGGGCAGCAACUCCUAUGGCAAAUGGACAAGAUGAAAAGGUAAGGUUGAAAGGAUCUCACAUAACUGAAUCUGCCAAUGCACAUGAAAUAAAUCAAAACAAAAUGGAGGAUGCCAUAGAGCCCCUUCAGUUAGAUGAUAAUGAGAAGAAAUUUGGAUCAUCUGAAGAGGAUGUUGGUCAAGAUCAAAUUGAGAAAUAUAAUAAAGCAUCUCAGACUGCCAGUGCACAUGAAGCAAAUAGAAACAUGAUAAAAGAUACAACAUGGGUCUUUCCACUAGAUGAUAAUGAGAAGAAAUCACGAGCAUGUGAAGCAGAUGUUGGUCAAGAUAAAAAAGAGGAAUCUAACAGAAAAUAUCAGGUUGACUGUAUUCAGGAAAACUUUGAGAGAAAAGAAAGACUUGCUCAGACAGUCAAUGAGUGGGAUGAAAAUAGGAGAAGUGUUUUAGAAGAGAAAGAAAACAUGCCAAGAGUAGCUCAGGAAGCUAAUACAAGCUAUGCUGCAGAGAAAAGGAAGUGCUAUAGUGAGAUCAUUACAAUAGAAACAAAGGAGAAAGAAGAUAAGAUGCAAACAGAAAUAGAUCAGGAAAAAGAGCAACUAAGAAAAAUAGAAGAAGAGAGGGAGAGGGAAAGAGAAAGAGAAAAAGAUAGGAUGGCUGUUGAAAGAGCAACCCGUGAAGCUCGUGAAAGGGCAUUUGCUGAUGCUCGUGAAAGAGCAGAAAGGGCUGCCGUGGAGAGAGCAACAGCUGAAGCUCGGCAAAGAGCAAUGGCAGAGGCUCGAGAAAGACUAGAGAAGGCUUCUGCAGAGGCUCGGGAGAGGUCAUUAGCUGAGAAGGCUUCCAUGGAAGCCAAACUUAGGUUAGAGCGUGCUGCAGUGGAGAGAGCAACUGCAGAGGCUCGGGAACGUGCUGCUGAGAAAGCAAUGGCUGAGAGAGCUGCUAUGGAGGCAAGAGAACGCAUGGAACGAUCUGCUUCUGAUAAGUUUUCUACUACCCCGACAGAUGGUGGGAUAAAGCAAAGUACUUCUUCCUCUGAACUGCGGGACCCACAAUUUCAAAGCUCAAGUUCCUUCAGUAGUUCAAGAUAUCCAAAUUUAUCAAAUCAUGAUGCUUCCCAUGCAGCUGAGAAAUUUCAAGGAGCAGAAGUUGAAUCAGCUCAGAGAUGUAAAGCUAGGUUAGAAAGGCAUCAACGGACAGUUGAACGUGCGGCAAAAGCUCUAGCAGAGAAAAACAUGCGCGACCUUCUCGCUCAGAGAGAGCAAGCAGAGAGACAUAGGCUAGCAGAAACCCUGGGUGCUGAUGUCAAAAGGUGGUCCAAUGGGAAAGAAGGGAAUUUGCGUGCACUACUUUCUACACUGCAAUAUAUCCUUGGACCUGAUAGUGGUUGGCAGCCGAUUCCAUUAACAGAAGUUAUAACAGCUGCAGCGGUAAAGAAAGCUUACAGGAAAGCCACUCUUUGUGUUCAUCCUGACAAGUUGCAGCAAAGGGGUGCAAGCAUUCAGCAGAAGUACAUAUGCGAGAAGGUCUUUGAUCUUCUAAAGGUGCAUCACUGGCUUCCUAUUUCACUAAUCAUGAUUGCACUAAAAAAUUAUCUAGAAAUAAAUUCAUCAGCACUGAUAAUGCAUAGUCAUGAUAUUGUAAUCUGCAUGGUUUUAAAUUUAUCUAGAGAUGUAGAUUUUCUUUUCUCUUAUAUUGCAAAAAAAAAAAAUGGUGGCAUAGUCCCAGUGUUGCCCUUAUCUUUUGUUAAAAUGUUGUCAUUAUCUUUUCCUUAUGCCAUUCAAGAUCCGUGGACUUCCUAUUGCCCUUGUGGCCUUAUGUACUUCAAUUUGCAUCAAAUUUUAAGGGUGCAACUUAGGUCGGUCCAACUUGAGCACACCUGUUUGCCAAAAAAAAAAAAAGACCCAAUCCAACUUAGGUUCAGCAUUUUAUUUUUACUGAUUUGAGGUUGGGGUUGAGCU
This is a messenger RNA of Nelumbo nucifera (sacred lotus), 5418 nucleotides long. RefSeq lists its product as uncharacterized. Gene Ontology annotation, biological process: clathrin-dependent endocytosis; clathrin coat disassembly. The record is from RefSeq and is a predicted model, not a curated record. NCBI's taxonomy places the organism in Eukaryota, Viridiplantae, Streptophyta, Magnoliopsida, Proteales, Nelumbonaceae. Gene Ontology annotation, molecular function: clathrin binding. Gene Ontology annotation, cellular component: intracellular membrane-bounded organelle; cytoplasm; vesicle.